Messenger RNA from Pararge aegeria (speckled wood butterfly), 8141 nucleotides. RefSeq lists its product as uncharacterized. The transcript is spliced from 2 exons. NCBI's taxonomy places the organism in Eukaryota, Metazoa, Arthropoda, Insecta, Lepidoptera, Nymphalidae. The record is from RefSeq and is a predicted model, not a curated record. The coding region runs from base 194 to 7726 and encodes 2510 amino acids.
GCGUAGGAAGUUAGGAACGUUACUAUUAAAUCGGUGUCUCCAAGGAAAUAAUAUUGAUGUUUUGGAAAAUUAGGGAAAUGUAGGGAUGGGCGACCCUAUUUCUAAUGCCCGGAGAUUAGUUGAUUACGAAUAUCGCUCAAGAAUAAAACAAUGGUAAAGAGUCAGCAUCUAACACCUCCCGAAACAGGUGGCCAUGGACCAUAAAGAAUUAGGCACGACCUCAUCUGUGAGUACAAGCGUUAGUGAUGGCAGCACUAAAUUUGCCCUCAACAGCCCAACGGUACAUUCAAGCAGAAGUAAAUCAUACGAUGUGGGGUCAAACUCGUUGGGUAAAGUGGACACGACGGCCGCGCGCCCCUGCGCUAUAAUAGGCCCCGACCGAGUGCUGCCUCCCAAUCCUGACGAUACUAUGUAUUUAAAGAAGGUGCCAGGAGAAGCAUGGCCACCCCCGGAAAAUAUUUAUCGCCGUCCACCCGAUUAUCCUAGCAAAGUAUCUGACUACCAGCCUACCAGAAAUAUAUCGCCAAGACAAACAUUCCAAGAAAACAUGCAGCGGAUAAUGGUUCCACCUACGUAUAGUUCCAUGAAAAGUAGUGAUGAGUCCAGCUUAAAAAAUACUAAACUUAACAUGCCUCAAGAGGCUAAGUUCUGUGAUGUGCCUUAUAAUAUAAAUUCUGUGAACAGUGAACACAAAAGUGCUAGGAAUCCUGACAUUCCAAUGUCUAAUGUGAAUCCCUCUUAUACUAGGAAUAUGCCUCCACCCUAUGGGUGGCCUGGCAAUGUCAAUGUCCGGUCUCUGAGGCCCUAUGGUGCUCCAGAGUUUUAUCAGUACCAAGAUUUUCCCAGUUGCGCUGGUCCUAGACCAAUGACAAUGAUCCGACCACACAGGCCUCUGCAUGAAGAAAGUGCUCAAGUUUAUUCUGAACGCUUAUAUCAGGAUGCUAACAUUCGGUUUAAACCAUAUCCAACUGGAAAAGAAAAGCAACAACAACCAAGGUAUGAUUAUAUUAGUAAUUACCCUAGUACAUUCCAUCCACCUGCCUCAAUCCCACCCCAUAAAUAUGACUUGCAGAAAACAAUUCAUGGACACCCAUAUCCAGUGUAUCCCUCAGUUCCAUUUAAAUAUUUAGACAGGAGGAUACAUGAACCUUUUGUUGAUGGUUAUCACAGGGCCCACAAUCCACAAUCUAAUUUUAAUGCAUUACAUAAUCAAGUUGUGCCUCCACCUUAUGGGCCAAUACCAGGGAACUGUAUGCAAACCAAGACAUAUUCAGAUGCCUCUUCUAAGUCUAUGAAUGUUAAUAAAAUGCAAUUUGAAAACAAUAAUAAAGUUUAUCUUAACCUUGAAUCUAGAAACAAAAAUUAUCCUGUACCAGAAAAUAUUUAUUACACUGACAUGAACCAUUCUCAAGCUAUGAGAGGUGAAAUUUUAUUACCAACCCACUCAACAGUAAACAUCCAUCCAGUGCCUCAACACUCAAUUUACAGAAAAGAUAAUACUCCUUUAAAACCUUAUGAUUAUAACCCCAACUUUAGGAUGUUUGAUCAUGUAAAUCAUUCAUUGCAAAGGCUACCUUUGCAAUUUUCACCAAACACUAUAUCUUCAUCUGACUCAAAUACAAGCAAUGAGACUAUACACACUAUAGGAACAUCUCAAGAAGAUUGUGGAUAUGUGAGUCAAUCAUCCACAGCAAGCAUAAGAAGUUUAGAUUCUGCCAACAUGCCAAUAUCACAUAAUGAACUUUAUAGAAGACACACUUACAAUAACUAUGAUAUGUUUCGAAGCUCAUUUCAUCCUAAUGGUCCUAUACAAAAUUCCAAAAAUAGAAUUAGCUCUUCAAAUAAAAAGAAUCUUGAUGUCAGACAAUUCUUACAAAUGUGGAAUGAAGGUGAUGAAGAAGUCAGUGAAGCUAAUAAAGAGGCUGCAACUCAAAAUCAUACCAAAAAACUUUCUCAAAAUGAAAUUAUCAACAAUCAGGAACAACUUUAUGUGCUUGGAUCAGUUACUGUACCAUGUGAAGAGCUUGGUAAAUAUGACCAUAUUCAAAAAAUAUCAAAGUUACCAGAAAAUAUUAAAGGUUAUAACAGUUUAGAAAUUUUAAAUCAAUAUGAAGAACUCUUAGAAGCACCACAUGUUAAUAAUUUUAGCAAAUCAAGAGAGUAUAGUUCAUUUCCAAAAAGCGUGAUAGAUAAAGGAAUCAUAAGCAACUUGCCGCGUCCAGUGUCACCCUUAGAUGUGGAAGCAAAAAUAAGUCAGUCAGUUAUUCAUAAAGAAGUUGGAUGUAAUUUUGAAAUAAAACCAUGUAGUCCAGAAAUGUUAAAUGUAGAACUAGCUGCACCAGUACAAAAUAUACUUGGUGAGAGAAUGAUUGAAAAAGUUGCAAAUCCAAUUAUGACCAAGUCACCCAAUUUAAUAAGAACUGAGAAUAAAAAAUCGCAGAACACAGUUAAUGAUGAAAUCAAAGUAGCAAGUUGUAAAAUGAUGAGUGAACAAUAUUCGUCCAAAGGUUCAUUAAAGACAAGUAACUAUAGUAUGCAAGAUCUGGAAAGUAAUGCUGGCUUAUGUUUAGCUUCAUUACCGCAGCUUGAUAAUGACAUUGAACUUAAUUUUCCGGAAAUUAAUCAACAAUUUAUUAAAGCAAACCAAAUGGAAUCUAAUUUUACACCAGCUGUACAAAAUUUAUUAAAUAUAGGAUUAGACACAACACAUAAAUGUUUGUCCCAUGAAGUAAAAAACGAUUCCCAACAAAACAAUUUAUCUCGUCAAUUGGCUUCUGUGGGAGAUAAAGAAUUUUCUAAACUAAGUAAAUAUAGAAAAGGUAGAAAAAGUGAACUCACUAGCUCACGUAACAUACCGAACCAAGAUAUGAUACUCACGAAGACUGGUGAAUCAAUAAGAGUGUUACAAAGAAUAGAUAGUGUAAUAAUAAAAAAUCCAGAUACUAUGAAGUCACAUUAUAAUGACUCUUUGAAAAUAAGUAGUGAUUCGAACAGUGAUAUUAAAUAUCAAGAAGAUGCGAAGCAAUCGUAUUCUUAUUUAAAAUAUGAAAAAAAUGAUGAAAAACGUGAUUUAUCUACUGAAACUGCAAUCGAUUUUAGCCUAAGCAGAUCUGAAGAUGAAACAGCUGUAAGGUAUUUAAAUUCAAUUGAUGGAAAUCAAAACUUACCGCAGCUCGAAGGAUUUGACGAAGCAGAAUUAAAUGUAGAGAAUCAUAUAUCUUGCGGUAGUAAACUACAGAAUGCGCCAACAAACAAUAAUAGUAUUCCUUGUGCAGAAGUCCUUACUGGAUCUCAAAGUGAAAAUUCACCAUUUAAAAUAACUGAUGAAUAUGAAAAUGAUAAGCAAAAUACAAGCCAAGAAAUUACUGAAAACCAAUAUGAUGGACUCAUAAAAGUGCCAGAGAAGUCACCGAAAGUUAAUGAAGAAAAUGAGGAAUAUAAUGUAUUAGUCAUAAAGAAAUUGACCACACCUGAACGGGAAAUACCUGAAAAAGUUACAAGUUCCGAGAAUACAAAAACUAUAGAAUCGUCUUUUCCUAGCAUUACAAAUAUCAACAGUGAAUGCCAGGAAUCAAAAGAAGAAUAUUUGUAUCAAAAUUCAAUAGAUAGAAUACACUCAAAUCAAAAAAUGUAUGUUGAAAAAGAUAAACCUGAAUCGGAUAAUGAAAGCAAAAGAGCUGGUAUAUUCAGGUCUGUAAAUUCUGAUACGGAUUAUGGAGAACAAUAUAAUCGUGACGAAUUUGAGAAAGGAAAACAAAAUGAAAUCAUUUCUGGUGGUGAUGAUAUGGUGCUUGAAAUGUCAUUUGAUGCGAAAUCUUGCGAUGCUUAUUUUGAAAAUAAUUAUAGUAUGGAUGUUACACAGAAACAAGAUAUACAAGAUGUUUUAAAGGAUAUAUCUAGCCAGGAUAUUGUAAAUUUGAACAACGAAAGUGGCAUGUCAUACCACACGGCUAAAAGUAACAUCACUGAAGAUUCUGAGGCUAACUCAGACAAUUCCCAAAAAAAUAAUGAAGAGAUGACAGAAAAUAAAUCAAAUGUUUUGCUUGUUAGUGAAACUUAUAAAAAAAUUGGUGUAGUUUUAGAAAAAAAUUACAUAACUGACAUUGACCAAUCAGUCACCAGUGUACCCAAGGCAAUUGAUAUUAAAAAUGAAUUAACUGAGGAAGAGUUAGCCACAGUAGUAAGUCAACAAGACCCUGAAACAAAAAUGAUGAAUACAUCUGAUAAUAUGUCUAGUACCUCGUUAGAAAUUGACUACGUUAAAAAUGAACCAAAUCUCACAAUUACAGCAAGAUGUGACCCAGAAUCUAUGUUUAACUUAUCUGAAGUAAUACCAAAUCAAGACAGUGAAAUAAAAAUUGGUAUAUCUGCGUUGGAAUGUUUAUCUGAUAAUAGUGUUAUAAAUAAAUGUAAUGAAACAGUUUUUCCUGCUAUAACGUGUUUAGUGACACUAGACUCUAAACAUGAGUCGGCUCAGAUUGGCUGUGGGACAAAACUGGAUACACCUACAGCUGAAAGUUUACCUAAUGAAUCUGUUUUCAGAACGUGUGAUCUUAAAAAUGAAACACAUUUUCUUAUAGAUGAGACGGAAAAUAUAAAGAAAUCUUUUGUUGAACUUUUAGAACCUAAAGGAGAAAUAUCUGCAACAAUACGAGAAAAAAAUCACGAAAUAGACAUGGAUGUCGAUGAGUCUGAGUGUUUAUCUGGUAAAACUGAAAUACAUGCUAUUAAGGCAAAGAUAUCGGGUGAAAUACCUGACGAAAUAAUUGCUGAAUAUAGGCAUGAAACGGAUAAAGACAGAUAUCCCAAUAGAAAUUUACAUACAAAUUUAGAUCCAGUAAUACCCGAUUGCUUAUGUGAUAAAUAUUGCAUAGAAUCUAUUACCGUUGAAGACUCUUGUUUAAUAAACAAAAAUAUAAAUUCUUUUGAAAAUCAUUCUGAUAACAAUGCAGAACUUAAGAAUGAAACAGACAUUAAUACAGUUGAAUCUAAAUUUUUAUCUGAUAUAGCUGACGUUAAUGCUAUUGAACCCGUUAAGAAUUCUUUUCCUUCAAAUAACAAAAUAAUUGGCGAAAAUUUAACAGUUAAUAUUAAGGAGUAUAGUCAAGGAAUAGAGUUGGAUGGUAAUAUACAGACGGAUUUUGAAGCGAAUGUAGCUAUAACGGAUUCAGAGUGUUUAUCCGACCCUAUAAAAAAUCUAGAACCAUUUUUUAGCCUUAGUAAUGAACAUACUCAAGAAAGUUCUACUGUUAAAACAACGGAAUUAAAUAAAAUGAUAGAGCGACAAGAUAAUAAUAUCGACAAAGAAUUGGAAUUGGAUAAACAUAGCUCAAAUGUUGGACCAGAUAUGGACAAUUGUUUCAAAUACAAGGAUAGUCAUUCUGUGAUUAAGGAUGAAACCAAAUCGUUGACCAUAAAAAAUGAAGUAAUUACACAGUCUUGUAAAACCUAUGUAAAUUCAUACGCGACCCAACAUAAUUUAGACUAUGUACACAAUGAGCGAACGUAUUGUAAAAAAGAACUUUUCUCUCCUUGGUUUCAGAAACUUUUAAUGUUUACUGAAGGAGUUUGCGAAUCAAUUAAAAACAAAAAUUUUAAUCAAGAAGAUAAUUUUGACAAAGAUAAAAUUGAUUACUUAUUCCAUCAAAACGAUAAAGUAGUUAUGCCACAAAAUGAUAUUGAAGAAUUUAAGUUACGCUAUGAAUUGAAUGCUAUAAAUAAAGAAGCGGACUUGUCAAAUAACCAUGACAGGUUUGUUACAAAUAAAGUUUCGCCGCAUGAGUGUCACGAAAAUCAAGAUAUUUUACACGAUAGUGAUAAUAUAAAUGACAAAUUUAAAAAUAUUAAAAACGAUUUUUACAAAAUUCCUCCAGUUUUAAAUGAUACCGCUAUUGUUAAACCGCGAAAAAUUUCUAAAAGAUCGUUAUCUGAAUCAGCUUUAGAAUCAUAUAAGGAUAAUGACGAUAUAAAUUUGGUGCAAGCUUGCAAGCGGAAGAAGUAUAUGAUCGGAGAGCAAAGCAUUUUAGAUUCUCAUAUUAUAGGCGAAGAUAUUUGCAAUAUCUUUCAAACUAAUCGAAGAAAUUCCAUAUCUACAUUUUAUAACGAAGAUAAUGUUUAUAUUGUCAUAGAAAAUGAUUUAAUUUUAGCCGAGGAACAUGAUGAUCGAGAUAAAAUUUGUUUUACUGAAAGUACUGAAGAGUUUCUAACAAGUAUAGAGUCAAUAAACUGCGAAAUAAAUCUUAAUUUAGGAAAUGAUUCAAUCACAGAUGAGCCAAAUCAAAUUUGUGAAUACUCUAAUACGUUUCAACAUAUUGAAGAAAGGUCUAUUGAAGAUUCGUGGGUUGAGGAUGUUGCCUGCAUAGAGACAGUGUUUAGUGAAGAUGUUGCUGAGAAUAUUAUUAUUGAUGUCCAGCCAUCGCCAAAAAAAGUAAAAUUUUCAGAUCCGAAAAUUAUUGAUGAAGAAUCCACCGUGUUCUUUGAUAGUGAUCAUCAUAUAGACAAAAUCAAAAGUAUUUACGGCCACAGUAUGUGUAAUGAUAAUAGCGAAUUGAUCGAAACUUUGUAUAGGACACCACAGAUGAAUGUUAAUAAAACGCUUUACCAUAUUGAAUCUCAAGAUCCAAAAGAAUGUAUUGAUGCUAUUAUUGAGAAUUGUAUAGAACCAUGCAAAGCUCAUGAUAAUGACACUGGCAUUUCCGAAACCGGAAAAUCUUCUUACGAAGUCGUUGGUAAUAAAGAAAAUAUGUCAGAAAAUGUAUCCCUUAACUCUAAACAAUGUAAUCAAAACCUAAUUCACAAUAAGGAAUGCAAUUUCAAAGAAUUUUGUACUGAAGAACAAGAAGAUAAACUAAAAAUUCAUUCAUCUAAACCUAAUAAUGAUCAAUUAAUGUUAAAUUUUCAAAAGGAAAAUUUAAUUUAUUCUUGUUCUAGUUCUCCUGAAGUGUCUUCAACAACUUCAGAAGAAAAGAAUUCUAUCUUAUUAAAAAUAACAAACUGUAAUGGUUCUAGGGUUUCACAAAUAAAUGAGGUCAGUACUGAUUCGCAAAACAAAUUAAGUUAUAAGCUAACUGAAAAAGGGGAGUAUCGAAAAUACAGUUCAAAUUUUUCAUCUCGAACAUUGAUUACAAAAGCAGCUCAAAAAUACAUUCCACCCUUAAAAGAAACAACUUAUGAUCUCAAAGUUAAACUGCCUUUACCUCAGCAUCGUCUUCAUACAUUAAAACAACUUAAGAUAGCCAAAGUAAAACCAAAGGUAGCCCUUUCAAAUAUCUGUACUGUCAAAAAACUAAAUCACGAUAAAAAUAAAAAACAAAAACCAAAAUUUGAAGACGUUCUUAAGAGUAUUGAUGAAAUUAAUUUUAAAAAGCAUAGAGAUAUCAACAAAAAAGGAAAAACUUCGAUCCCUAAAGUAAUAAUCAAGAAAAACGAAAAUGGGGCCCACUAUGCUAGUAGUAAAACUACAAAUACUAAAGAAACCUAUAACCCUGAUUUAACAGGUCGCAAAUGGCAACCAUGGGUUUUUCUUGAGAAAAAUAACUUUGUUGAUAGAAUGGCACUUCAAAAUAAGGCAAAGGCUGUUUUUUGUCAUAGAAAAAACAAUUAUGUUCUCUUAGAGAAAUUUCGUAAAUAUAAAUCAGUUUAUAAUGCUAAUUUUGUUAUAUCUCAACCAAAGUCAGAUACAAAAGGUAAUUUAAAAUACACUAUCAGAUUAAAAAAUAUUAAUUAGAUAGGUACAUAUAACUAUUGUAUUUGUAUUUCAGUUCUUUGUUUACCUACAUUAUAAAAGAUCGUUAUCAUGUUCCUAUCUACACAUCCCACCACAAAAUGGUCUCAUCCCUUGUCUAUUGCAUUCCUCCGAGUCUUCAAAUAGGGCUAAUCUGAUGAUCUAUUAAUAUUAGGUAAUAGCAAUUGACACUAUUUAUAUUGUGUCUUCAGCCUUAAGAGUAGACCUUUCAUAUACACAAAUUAGCUAAUAAAAUAUUUAGCUAGUAUAUAGUUACCUUAUUAAGUUCACUAUCAAAAAAAUAUAUUUAUAUAUUAGAUAAUAACUUUACCAAAAUGAAUUCAAAGUGUGAUGUAAAGAAAUCAAAGAAAUAUUGUUUAAAGUAGGAUGCACUGUCCAUAUUAUAAUUAAUAUUUAU